Molecule: messenger RNA, 978 nt
Organism: Pyricularia grisea
Lineage: Eukaryota; Fungi; Ascomycota; Sordariomycetes; Magnaporthales; Pyriculariaceae
Exons: 3
Coding region: 1-978 (325 amino acids)
Source: RefSeq, a predicted model, not a curated record
AUGCACCCACGGGAAAUUGACUGGUGCUCUUCGCAGUCAAAACCUUGGAGUAAUGCCUACACAUCGCUACUGGCUACUGGAGGGCCGCGAUACAGAGGCCGCAUUCCCUUUAUAGCGUUUCUGUCGGAGCCCGGGCCAACAACGGUACACAUUUCUAGAGCCAACGAUCAUGGUCCUGUUGCGCACUUCUUUACCCCGGGCACAUCUGAAAGCGGCCAAACAAACACCUUUGCCAUCAUCAAGUCCUGGCUGCAUCAACUUGUCUCUCAAAGCUCUUCCGCUCUUCAAGUCGCGCUCAGCUUCUCGGAGCUGCAAGAGACACCCCGGGCCAGCUCUGAAGAUACCGUGCGCCUUUUAAGACUGGUUCUACAAAAGCUUAAAAGCUGUACUCUUAUUGCCGACGGACUGGACGAGUGCAUUUGGCCCCUGCCCGAUGCAACGUCGCGGGCCGAAGAUCGAGACAGAGACUCGGUGGUUGGACUUUUCAGCACCAUCGCAGAGAUCGCGAGCGAGACCUCAACACGUGUUCUUCUCGUGAGCAGAAAAGAGGCUUAUCUGACAGCUGCCUUUGAGUCUUUUCUGGCAAGAAAUGCGAAUACCGCUGUCCACACCAGUCAGCAUUUCACCGACCCGAGCGACGUCGGUUCAGACCCGCUUGCCUUUUCCAAGAAUAUGGUUGAGAACAAAUUACCCAACAAAACAAAAGAGGAGCAGGCUGAUUUUGCAGAAAAGAUACACGUCAAGUCCGACGGAAUGUUUCUGUGGACCAAAAUGAUGGAGAGGAAUCUGUCCGAGGACUUGACAGUCCCGGACGACGUCGACCAAGACAGAGGUUUUGUCGAGGAGCUUGACGAAGACAGUCUACCUGACAGCAUCGACGACAUGUAUAUACAAUCUGGCAUUGUCGAGCUGUGUGGGUCCUUGGUUGAAGUCCGGCCCCUGCAAGUCUUGGACAUCUCGAACGCGUCACGCUCUUAA